AUGACAUCUUACAAGAGGUGAGUUUCACCCUGCUCAUUAAGAACCAACUCAAUAGUGAUACAAACUGUUUAGACCUCCUCUCCUGGUCUGGGUCCUAGUCUGUUGUGGAUGACCUCCUCUCUGGUCUGGGUCCUAGUCCUGUUGUGGAUGACCUCCUCCCUGGUCCUGGGUCCUAGUCUGUUGUAGAUGACCUCCUCUCUGGUCUGGGUCCUAGUCUGUUGUGGAUGACCUCCUCUCUGGUCUGGGUCCUAGUCUGUUGUGGAUGACCUCCUCUCUGGCCUGGGUCCUAGUCUGUUGUGGAUGACCUGCUCUCUGGUCUGGGUCCUAGUCUGUUGUGGAUGACCUCCUCUCUGGUCUGGGUCCUUGUCUGUUGUGGAUGACCUCCUCUCUGGUCUGGGUCCUAGUCUGUUGUGGAUGACCUCCUCUCUGGCCGUGACCCCACUCUCUGUGGGUGUUUCAGGGAGAAUGGAUUGUGCAAAAAACACAUUUCCAUGUCACACAUGCAUAUUAAAAGACACGUGUACAUGUGUUAAAUAGGACAAAUAUAAGCAUCAUCUCCCCAUAGAGUCAAAGGGUUGAAGUCAAGAACGUGUUAGUAUAGCAGGAAGGAAUGGUAGUUGUAGAUCUUCAGAAUGACUAUUACAUAAUAAUAUAGUCUCUAUCUGUUUGUCGUCUGUCUGUGUGUGUGUGUGUGUGUUGGGUGUGUGUGUGUUGUGUCUCUGAGUGUGUGUGUUGUGUUUGGUGUGUGUGUGUGUGUGUGUCUCUCUGUGUGUUUGUGUGUGUGUGUGUUUGUGUGGUGUGUGUGAACUGUGUGAUGUGUGUGUGUGUGAUGGUGUGGUGUGUAGUGCUGUGUGUAGUGUGUGUGUGUGUCAACCUGUCGCCGAUGUCUGCUCGUGUUUUCCUUGCUCACUCACACAGAAUAUGACCGUCGAACCUUCCGUCCCACAGCUGAAGGAGUCAGGGUUUACCUGGCGACACCAAACUGACAUGUAAAAAGCAAGCCCAGGCCCACGAUGGAAGGUCUUCAACAGUAGAAGAGGGGUCUCCCCCCAGAAAGAAGAGGAUGAGGAGAAAAGAAAAAAAAAUGAAGAAGAGGAAGAAGAGGAUGAUGACAAAGAGAGAACUCUAA
Molecule: messenger RNA, 1129 nt
Organism: Coregonus sp. 'balchen'
Lineage: Eukaryota; Metazoa; Chordata; Actinopteri; Salmoniformes; Salmonidae
Source: the annotation of a GenBank genome assembly